UUGAUUAUUUGACCUUUAUCCCGUCUUAAAAUAGCAUUCCCACUCAAAUACCUGGCGUCACAUGCUAUCCACCUGUCCCACAUGCUAAUGCUCACUGAGAAAAUAAUAGAACCCUUGCUGCCAAACAAAUACAGGCCACUCUUGCUCACCGCUCAACCCUCAUGAUACAUAUAUAUAUAUAUAUAUAUAUAGUACUCCAUCAGCUCUGGCAACACAGACGGCUACUUGUCAAGGCCUACACUAUAUCCCUCCUUUCCCUUUUCUCUACCCUCACAAGGGGGGCAAAGUGGAAAACAGAAACAAAGAUAGAAAGCAUGUACUCUCCCCAGAUCUCCACUGCAUUCCUGGCUCUCCUUCUCCUGCUUCUCAUCCAUACCAAAACUAGCCUCAGUUAUCAGUACAAAGUGGGAGAUCUAGACUCAUGGGGAGUACCACCACCCUCCAACAAACAUGUUUACUCUUACUGGUCCCAGCACCACCACUUCCAGAUCGGUGACUCUCUCUUGUUCCUGUACCCACCAAGUCAAGACUCAGUGAUCCAAGUGACAAUGCAGGCAUUUAACAGCUGCAGUAUCUCAGAUCCCAUAUUGAAGAUGAGUGAUGGGAAUUCAAUUUUCAAUAUUACUAAGCCUGGUACGUAUUACUUCACCAGUGGAGUACCUGGGCAUUGCCAGAAGAACCAGAAGCUGGAGGUUGAUGUGCCUAUGGCCAAUGGGACGUUCCUUCCGCCUGCUGGUGAUGGUGUUGCUGCUGGUCCUGGCUCGGCAUUGUCACCGAGUUCUUCGGCUUUUCCCGUUGUCUUCGGGCCCAGUGCUGCGGCGGCAGAACGGUCAGCUGCCGCAGAGAUACGGAUGGCUGUGGCCACCGUGUGGGCAGCGGCGGUGAUUGCCCUGGUCAGUCUUGUUUGAGAAACAAUAUAAAAAUAUGAGU
Messenger RNA from Dioscorea cayenensis subsp. rotundata (Guinea yam), 930 nucleotides. Its product is annotated as early nodulin-like protein 1. The record is from RefSeq and is a predicted model, not a curated record. Gene Ontology annotation, molecular function: electron transfer activity. Gene Ontology annotation, cellular component: plasma membrane. The transcript is spliced from 2 exons. Lineage: Eukaryota; Viridiplantae; Streptophyta; Magnoliopsida; Dioscoreales; Dioscoreaceae. The coding region runs from base 162 to 908 and encodes 248 amino acids.